This is a messenger RNA of Mangifera indica (mango), 583 nucleotides long. RefSeq names its product calcium-binding protein KRP1-like. The record is from RefSeq and is a predicted model, not a curated record. Bases 140 to 481 code for a protein of 113 amino acids. Lineage: Eukaryota; Viridiplantae; Streptophyta; Magnoliopsida; Sapindales; Anacardiaceae. Gene Ontology annotation, molecular function: calcium ion binding. The transcript has a single exon.
CACAAAAAUCUAUCUUACCUGUACCUUCGUUGUCAAUUAGCACCAUUCCUCUCUGUCAUAUUAUAAAUACGCCCGCCCAUCUUCAGCUUCAUAAUUGAUUCAAAUCAACCUACUUUUAUUGUUUUUACGUUAAUUACUUAUGGCGUCUGCAAAUGGGGUUGUUUUCGAGGAUUAUUUUCCGGCCAUGGUGGAGAAAUUGGGAGCUGAGGGGUUCAUGCAGGAGCUUUAUAAUGGGUUUCGGUUGUUGAUGGAUGAAGAGAAGGGGGUGAUAACUUUUGAGAGCUUGAAGAAGAAGUCGUCGUUGCUUGGCUUGCAGGACAUGAAUGAUGAUGAAGUGAAGUGUAUGUUGAAAGAAGGCGAUGUUGAUGGAGAUGGAGCUUUGACUGAGAUGGAGUUUUGCACUCUCAUGUUCAGGCUGAGUCCUGAUUUGAUGAAGGGUUGCAGAAAAUUAAUUUUAGAAGCUCUUGUUAAUGACUUUUAGAUUUUACUUUAUUUUUAGGUUUUUCUUUUUGUUUCUCUGUCUUAAUCUACUAGUAUGUGUUAAUGCAUGUCCUUGGUACUAUAAAUCUCUUCUCUUCAACAA